ACGACGACGACGACUGGUCAAACAGAGUUGAAUAACAAAGAGAGAGAGAGAGCUAGAAACACAAGCUGCAAUGAUGCCCGAGAGUUCAGACAGGGAUAGCAAAAAGGGCAAGAGGCUCAAAGUGGCUAAAACUUUGGUUAAAUUGGAGAAGUGCAGUGAAAGUUUGGGUUGUGCUAAAGAUGGAUUGGUGAAUCCAGUGCCGCGUAGAAUGCCAACCUUUGGAUCUAGAAAGGGUUGUAUGAGAGGAAAAGGAGGGCCUGAGAAUAUGAAUUACAGUUAUAGAGGUGUUAGGCAGAGGAUUUGGGGAAAGUGGGUUUCUGAAAUUCGAGUGCCAAGUAGUAAUACACAUGGUUUGAAGUCGAAAAAGGUAAAUCGUCUGUGGCUUGGUACCUUUAAUACUGCUGUUGAAGCUGCACUUGCUUAUGAUAAAGCUGCAAAGGCCAUAUAUGGUCCUGUGGCUAGGCUCAACUUUCCUGAAUCUUUGGAAACGUCAAUGUUGGAUGAGACCACAGAAUUGGGCGAUAAUGCUUCUGAAUUUGAGGAUGGUAUGGUUGAAGGGGCAAAGCAAGAAGAUGAGGUACUUGAUGCAACUGUAAAAGACCCUGUCAAUGAAUGGCAUUGUGAAGCUAACAGUGUUGAAGAACUGGCUAUCAACAGUGUAAGGGAGUCUGUAGAGGAAUGUCAUUCAGAACUUAAGUAUGUUAAAUUGGAAUUGGAAACUAAGGACGAAAUUGCUAAAGAUGAUGUAGAAGUUCAAGCAGUCGCUAUCAACAAUGUAUGGGAGUCUGAAGAUGAAUGGCCUCGGGAACCUAAGUAUGUGAAAUGUGAAUUGGAAAAUGAGGACCAGCUUGUUAGAAACGAUGUUGAAGUUACAGUCACUACAAACAAUGGAAGGGAGUACGAAAAUGUAUGGCACUGGGAACCUAAGUAUGUCAACUGCGAUUUGGAAACUCAGGACAAGCUUCUUCAAAGUAAUGCUGAAGUUGAAAGACUUGCUAUGAACAAUGUAACAGACGAGGAAUUUCAAGCUGGGAGUUACGUUGGCAGCUCCAACAAUAGUCAUGAUAAUCACUUGGAUAAGUAUCUUCAGGUUGGGAAAUUUGAUUCAGUCCCUAAUGAGAAGCCUUGUACUAAUUUGGACUUUUCAAAGAUUCUUUCGAGGUACAGCAAUGAUUACUUAGACACUGCGCUUGUAGAUGUGAAAUGCAAUUCAGAAAAUGAUUGUAACCCUUCAAAUGAUGUUAUAGUUGACGCGCCGGUGAUGAGCAAACCUAUGGAGAAAGAAUCUGUUGUGAUUCUGGAAUCUGGAGACAACAGCCUGCAUAUGGAACCGAUAUAUGUGGCAAGCAACAAUCUGAUAGCUAAAUUGGGUGAAUAUGAAAAGAAUGUGUUGCCUCCUAAUGAAUUUCAGGGCGAUAUUGCAGAAACUAUAAAACCAAAUGGCCAUAAUGGCUUUGGUGAUAAUAAUAUUUGCUUGCAGGAACAUGAUGAACAGAUAGAUGUGGCCUACAUUCCAAGACCUGACAUCAAGCCUUCAAAAGAUAUUGAAACACAGACAGAUAUAGACAACAAUUUCAGCCACUUGCAUAGUUUGUCUUUUGAUGAAACAUAUGGCACUGAGCUACAUAAUCUCCCUAAGCAGUUGCAGGCAGCAGAUGGCAUGCCCGGGAGCUUUAACUAUAGGGAGGAGGAAUGUUCAGGUGGGGAUUUUAAUGUAGAUUGGUUGAGGCAAAAUUACUUUUCGGGUGAAUUUGAAGACAAUGCAUUGCCUGAUUCAUGGUUCUCAUACCCUCACGGAGGCUCUAGCUAAAUUGAUUACUUACAGCCAUAUUGUCUGGUGCUAUAUAGUUUCAGCAGUAGUCUUUGUCCAUGUUAUUACAAUGGAGGUUUAAGUAAGACAGGAGCUGCAGUGGCUUAUACAGCAUUACUAUCAUGCCUCUUACAAUAUUUGGGAAUUCAAAAGACUUGGCAGGAAGUUCCUGAAAUCUGUUUUGAUCAAUUUAGGAGACUGAGUUGUAAUUUCUUUCAAUCCAUAUAUUCUGAUGGAAACUGUAUUUACAUUUGAGUUGAUAUUAUUUAUUAACAUUUGUAGGUGUUGAAAUGAGUUCAGUAUAUAAAAAAACUUCUGAAUCAACUGUUACAUCACAAACCCCCUUUAGUACGCUUUGGUUUGAUCUCAAUAACACUGUACUUGUUUUAACCUUGUAAAAUGCAUUGAAAAAG
Fragaria vesca subsp. vesca is the source of this 2223-nucleotide messenger RNA. RefSeq lists its product as uncharacterized. Gene Ontology annotation, cellular component: nucleus. Gene Ontology annotation, biological process: response to stress; positive regulation of DNA-templated transcription. Bases 71 to 1810 code for a protein of 579 amino acids. The record is from RefSeq and is a predicted model, not a curated record. Gene Ontology annotation, molecular function: DNA-binding transcription factor activity; transcription cis-regulatory region binding. The transcript has 2 exons. NCBI's taxonomy places the organism in Eukaryota, Viridiplantae, Streptophyta, Magnoliopsida, Rosales, Rosaceae.